Molecule: messenger RNA, 2989 nt
Organism: Bursaphelenchus okinawaensis
Lineage: Eukaryota; Metazoa; Nematoda; Chromadorea; Rhabditida; Aphelenchoididae
Source: the annotation of a GenBank genome assembly
AUGAGCAUAUUAGGUAUCAUCUCAACUUUCAGCAAAAGCUAUGAAGCAUUUUUAGUUGUGAGAUUCUUUGAAGGGUUCUUCUUUACGGUAAGUUCCUACCCUACCGUAACUUACCCUAUUUUACCCUACCAUACCAUACCAUACCAUACCAUACCAUACCAUACCAUACCAUACCAUACCAUACCAUACCCUACCCUACCCUACCCUACCCUACCCUACCAUACUAUACCUUACUCUCCCUUACCACCCAAGAGUAACCUCUACCCAAGCGUUACUCUUCAUCACCUGACAAACUAUACCAAUAUACCUUCAGGCAUCAGUAGUGAUAGUUUGGGUGCUAGCUAGUGAAUGUGUAGCAGUAAAACAACACUCAAUUGCCGCCACAAUUUUUGGUUGUUUUUGGGUUUGCGGUUACUGUAGUGUCGGCAUCCUAACUCGACUAGUACCAGGAUGGAUGGUUGCUUCAUGGUGCGUAGCUGCACCAUCAGCCGUACUCUCUUUAGUACAAUGGAGAAGUGUUCCCGAGAGCUUUCAUUUUCUGGCCGAGCACGACAAAAGUGUCGACUUGAGAGCAUGGCUUCGGAAAGCCUCCCCCAACGUGUUUCAUUUGAGUUUGAUCAAUCACAUUGGCAAUGAUAAUGUGAAGAAGCGGGAUUUGCAUCAGUUUUUGAGUUUUAUCAAGGAGAAUAUGACUUAUCUUGGGUAUUUGGGGGCUUCAGCCGUUAUUUGGUAAGGUUUUAAGCCUGGAGGUUGGGAUUUUUUUAAACUUGAAACCAAUAAGCUGUUCAAAUAAUUAUGUGCCCUCUAAUAUAAAUUUUUUUAUUCAUUUUUUUUAUUCCAGGAUAAUCAGCUUCAUGAUCUACAUGGGAAUGUCAAUGUACAGUGUCUAUUUGGGUGGUGAUGUGUAUUACAAUUACAUUUUGUCUGGUUUGGUCGAGUUACCAGCUUAUUUUAUGGCACCUUUACUACUUGAUAAGUCUGUUUUUUUUUCUUAUUUCAUCUUCGUCCAUCGUAUUUUACAACACUCAAUAAUUUUAAAAAGUGUUAAAAAGUCUUGUCGCUUUUAACCACUGUUAAUUAAGUUAAAAAACGACAAGACUUUAUUGAUACCUUAAUAUUGUAGUAAAAAAGCUAACGACCAAGUGUGUAACUACCAAUAGCCUUUCGUUACAAUCCCCUUUUUCAAAUUUAGAUAACAAUCUAAUAAUUAUUUUACAGAUUAGGCAGAAGAGCAACCUUUAUAUCAGUGAAUUUGUUCAAUGGUAUAUUGUUCAUCAUUCUUGCUUUCAUCAACUAUCGUAAGACGUUAUUUUAAAAAUUGUUUAGCCUAAAAUAUUUUUCAUGCUUUUAAAAAUUUUAAAGACAUCAUUAAAAGAACAAAUUUUAAUAAUAAAGUCCAGGCGCAGCUUUGAAAAUCAAAGUCGCAGGCUGCGCUUGACUUUUUAUACGAUGAAACAUGUCCAAAACAGAGAAACAGGAAUUUCGGCCUAAUUUUGAGUUAUCAUAGCAUUUAAAAAAACAAAAAAAUAAUUUCAAAAAAAUUUUUGAAUUAAAAAAACCUUUUAGACAAUAGGAGUGUGUUCAUAACAACAUGGAUGGUGACUAAAAUGGGUGUAGCCGGUUCUUUCAUGUACUUAUUCGUUUAUGGAGGUGAAAUCUUCCCAACAGUGAUAAGGAACAGUGCUAUGGGUAUAUGUGCUGUUUGCUCCAACUUAGGCGCUACUAUUGGACCUCAUGUUAGACAUACCGUAAGAUAAUUUUGAAAUUAGCCAAACUUUUAAGUUUUCAAAAAAUCGGUAUAUUUUUAAAAGUUUUUAUCCUAUUUUUAAACCUUUCUGUCAAAUAUUUUAAAUUGAGUUUCUGACCCCACUUUUAGGAUAUUUAUCAUCCCUCAGCGCCAUGGAUAAUAUUCGGAUGUUUGUCAUUUGUUACCGUACUUUUGACGUUUUUCCUGCCAGAAACGAACCCAAAAACCAUAAAAAGAACCUCAAAUGAUAGUCUUGUUGAGUCUUUGUAAAAUUUUUUAAUUGAAAUUGAAUAAAAAAAUUAAACCAUUCCUUUUUGCCUACGUAGGCUUGGGGCAAACUAGACUGCACAACCCCGACAGCAACUAAAAAUAUUGUUACAGUAUCUCAAAACCAUAAUGGUGUAGCUUAAAAGUAGUACCCUUCCAUUAGUAAUAAUGCAUUUUUAAAAAACAGUCGUCCUACUAUUUUUGUAAACCAUUUUUGUGGAUCAGUCCUCUUAAUAUAAUAUUUUUGUAAACCAAUUCCAUAAUAUAGUGCUCGUCCCCUUUUUAUUUUUGUGAACCAGUCCUCUUACUAUUUUUGUGAACCAGUCCCUUUUCUGUUUUUGUGAACCAGCCCUUUAUUUUUUCGCUGUCAAAUUUUUAUGUUCUUGAUUUCAAACACAAUAAUAUAUUGAGAUCUCUGAAUAUUAUAUUCAGCUGACUGUCAAAGAAAUCUUGUUGAUAUGAUCGGUGAUUGAUCACCGAAAUCGCCAAAGGUCUUCGAGACAAAGAUUAUUCAAAUACGUCUUGUUUACGACCUCAAAGGAGUCGUAUAUAAGGUGAGAGCUCCUACACGUAAACAGACGACAUUUUACUUUGAUUUUAAUACAUUAUAGACGCGCACUGUUAUAUUACCUGUAGAACUGUAUAUUACUGCCCUUUUACUUUAAAAUACGACCCUUUCCUUAUAAUAGACAUUACUAAUCUUUUAAAACUUACAGUACCACCAUGUUCAAGAUCAUAUUCUUCAUCGUAUGUGCCUUCAUCAUGACUUCAGCUCAAUUCCUGGACCCACUGAUUGGAAGACCUUUGGGAUAUGUUGAUCCAUUGGUACCCGUUGCGCCAGUUCGUCCAUUUGGUGGUCUAGGAUAUGGUGGCCUUCGUGGUGCUCGGAUCGGCGAAGAGUUGGCAGUGGAGCGAGCUAUUGGUGCUGAGCGUGCCGUAGAGAACGCUGCUUUGUUGGGCGGUGGUAUCUUGUAA